AUGGAAAUUAAAGCUUAUGAAAAUGAUAUUUUUUAUGACAAUAUGGGGAUGAGACUAUGGGAAAGAAGGCAUCAACAACUGGAUAAAUAUAUAGAGAAGGAAAGAACAUUAGAUAUCGGAUGCAAUGAUGGCAAAUUUAUUUAAAGAUUAGCUCAUUCCUUAGAUUUCAAUUUCAUCGCUGGAUUGGACAUAGAUCUCGAAGUUCUCAAAGAAGCUUGUGAUAACAUAGUAUACGAUCAGAUCUAAGACUGUCUAAGAUCAAAUAGAAAAUCAGAAUGUUGGAUUAAAUUGUUCCAUGGAAAUGCUCUAAAGAAAUACAAACAACUCAAAUAGAUGAAUUUUGAAUUAAUCACACUUAUAGAGGUGGUAGAACAUUUGCAAUUAGAAUAACUGGAUGACUUAUGUGAAAAUGUAUUUGGAUAUUUGAAUCCUCAAAGAAUUAUCAUUACAACUCCAAAUUCUGACUUCAAUGUCUAUUUUAAAUAGCUUAACCCCAAGUUUGUCUUGAGGCACCCAGAUCACAAAUUCGAGUUUUCAUAAUAGGAAUUUUUAGAAUGGACAUCUGCUCUUGCUUCAAAAUAUCGUUAUUCAACAAUCUAUGAGGGAGUGGGUCAACACAAAUCUGGAGACCUUACGAAUGGUUAUGCCUCCUAAAUUUGUAUUUUCACUAAAAUCAAAGAUUAUGAAAAUAAUUUCGUACAUGAUUAAGAAGAUAUCUAAUGUGUCUUACAACACUGCUUGCCGUAUGAUGGUCGCACUGAUGAAUAAAAAUUAGCUGAUGACAUAAUAAUGAAUUAUUCAAGAUUUUCUUUAUAGAAUUCGAAUGACAUCGAUGAUUAUGAGUAUGAUCUUCUCUCUUAACUUGAUGACUAUGAUAUUUUGAUGAGGAUUAGAGAUCUGCCAAGAAAUGAAUACUUGGAAUAGAUGAUCAAACAGAAUAGUAAUAGGUUCUCCAUUUAUCAAAAUGAUUAUUUAUUAUUGAAAUUAAAUUAUUGA
Messenger RNA from Paramecium tetraurelia, 996 nucleotides. RefSeq lists its product as uncharacterized. The record is from RefSeq and is a predicted model, not a curated record. The transcript has 3 exons. Lineage: Eukaryota; Ciliophora; Oligohymenophorea; Peniculida; Parameciidae. Gene Ontology annotation, molecular function: RNA methyltransferase activity; O-methyltransferase activity. Gene Ontology annotation, cellular component: cytoplasm; nucleus. Gene Ontology annotation, biological process: siRNA processing; piRNA processing; RNA methylation.